AAUUUUCUACGCAAUUUCGUGACUUUUAACGGGUUUUGAGGUGACUGACAUUUUGAGUGAGCAUGAUUGACAUUUUUGAUCUCCCCCUUCGUUUCUAAGUCAAUCGGAAAAAUCAAUGAAAACGCGAAGGCGCUUAGCCUACUUGCGUUAUAUAUAUAUUUUUUCUUUCACCAUUAUCACACUUGUCUGUCCCGUAACCGCACCUGUUGAUUUGAGAAGAAUUUGGAAGUCCGAUUAUUUAAAAUAAGAAACAUCUUUAUUUAUUUUUGGACCUUUGCUUGCAAAAAUUCCUAUGAUUGAAAACUUUCCUUAUCAGUAUCAAUUGUGUGCAGACAUGGAUCAAAUAGGAGAGCCUGCACAUACUCAAAAACUAGAAGGUUUUAAAUAUUUGGCGGUGCUGACGGAAGCCUUUGGAAUUUUGUUAAUCGUGCUUAUGAUAGCAUGGAAUUAUAACUACAGAGGUGGUUUCGCUUGGUCUUCAGAUCCAAAACUUCAAUUUAAUUGGCAUCCUAUGUUAAUGACGGUUGGGCUCGUUUUUCUAUACGCUAAUGGAAUGCUGAUCUAUAGAACGCAAAGGAACGUGCGAAAGAGGCGACUUAAGUUGAUUCAUGGAGGAAUAAUGCUAUUCGCGAUUCUCUUGACAAUUAUAGCUCAGGUGGCUGUUUUCAGCUUUCAUAACCAGAAUGGCAUACCGAACAUGUAUUCCCUUCACAGUUGGGUUGGAUUAUCGGCAAUCAUAUUAUUCUGCUUUCAAUGGCUUGCUGGCAGUGUUUCUUUUCUUUAUCCAGGAGUUGAAGCACCUCUGCGAACUGCUUACAUGCCAAUUCAUGUUUACUUCGGAACUGCGGGUUUCAUUGCUGUCAUUACUUCAUGUUUACUAGGCCUUACUGAAAAAAUCUUGUUUGUUGACAAAGAUAACGCUUAUUCAAAGUUCGGCGCUGAAGGCGUUCUAAUUAACAUUAUGGGAUUGCUUUUUGUAAUUUUUGGAGGAUUGGCAGUGUACUUAUCCUCUCAGGAUCGCUACAGGCGACUUGCUCGUCCAGAAGAUGACUUCCUUCUAUCAAAUAGAAAUAACUAAUUUUAUAUGCUUAAGAGUCUGUAUUAUGUACCACAGAUCUUAAUACCAAAUCAGCAUAAGGUUUUACUGACUGAUCUAUACAUAUAUCACAGUUUUAAUUACAUUUUUUGUAAUAAUUUUAUGUUCUGAAUUCGUCAGCGUUUCCAGCUCAUCUUUAUAUUUGUCAUCAAUUUUUUAAAAUGAAGAUUUCACAUUCAAAAUAAUAGGUGCAUUCACAUUUUUGAAUAUAUCGCUAUUGAAAGUAUAAACGUAGAAUUCAGAAACGAAAAUUAUGAGAAGGCCUCAAAGUAUAAUAAGAUUGUCUAAUCGCGAAGUAAUCGAAAAAUGGUUUAAGCAUGAUUGAAUACUUAAAUUUGAAAUUCAAUUCUAAUCAAUGGCAAAUUCUGAUUCAAAUAUAAAAUAAGGAAAUUAUUUGAACAUCCAGUUGAAUCUUGUAACGCAAUUUCAUAAUAAUCGAUAGCGUGGAUUUAUUUUCUUUUGAUGAAAUCUACAAAUAUUUGUGAUUUCAAUUCUAACAUAUGAGACUUAUUAUGUAUCGUAUCUGUUUAUCUAAUAACAAGUAAAUCCAAAGGCUAUUUGUUUUUAAGUUCUCGCACAAUAACGGGAUAUUAGGAAUAAUAGAAUUCAGGAUAUUGAAAGCAAAAGGAGAAUUUAAGAGCAAAUGGACUUUUCAUUGAAACAAUGGUGUCUAAAUGUCAGUGAUAAAAUAAUAUAUAACCAUAAUUUUAACGUAUUUAAGAGGCCUAUAUCUCUUUAUUUAUUUAAUAUUUGACAUGUUUUGAAAUAUUAUCUAUAGGUUUUUUUUUUUUUUUUUGAAGAUUUAUUGUUCCUCAAUUGAAAGUCGCAAAACUGUUUUCUUUUAUGAUCCCUAAAUUCCUUGGACCUAAGGAUAAUUUUCUAAAUUGAGAAGGUUGUGAUUUUUAUGCCAAAACUUGUAAUCGACGUAGUUAAUUUUGUUUAUUUUUAUAUACUAUAACUGUUUAUCUAUGGUGCUAAUGUUAUAAUGUUAUUGAAGACAAAUUUUGUCACAUUUAUGUGUAUUUUACUCUACUUACAAAUAAAAUACCCUGCAUAAU
Molecule: messenger RNA, 2154 nt
Organism: Belonocnema kinseyi
Lineage: Eukaryota; Metazoa; Arthropoda; Insecta; Hymenoptera; Cynipidae
Product: cytochrome b561-like
Exons: 6
Coding region: 293-1078 (261 amino acids)
Molecular function (GO): oxidoreductase activity
Source: RefSeq, a predicted model, not a curated record